Messenger RNA from Aspergillus fischeri NRRL 181, 1428 nucleotides. Its product is annotated as glycoside hydrolase family 71 protein. Gene Ontology annotation, molecular function: glucan endo-1,3-alpha-glucosidase activity. Lineage: Eukaryota; Fungi; Ascomycota; Eurotiomycetes; Eurotiales; Aspergillaceae. The transcript is spliced from 2 exons. Gene Ontology annotation, biological process: mating projection tip cell wall disassembly. The coding region runs from base 1 to 1428 and encodes 475 amino acids. The record is from RefSeq and is a predicted model, not a curated record.
AUGGAGUUGUGGACGCUACUCGGGCUGUUGGCUACCAUCAGCCAUGUACAGGCGAAAGCCGUAUUCGCCCAUUUCAUGGUAGCGAAUGCAAUCAACUUCACGCAAGAAACAUGGGCCAACGACAUCUUCGCCGCGCAGGCCGCGCACAUCGACGCCUUCGCCCUGAACCUCGGCUACGGCCUGCACAACUACGACCUCAUCCUCAAUGACGCCUUCACCGUCGCCCAGCGGCACAACUUCAAGAUGUUCCUCUCCUUCGACAUGGGCCAGGGCCCCCAAUGGCCCACCGACGAGAUCGUCCACGUCAUCGACAACUACGCCACCGGCAGCGCAUACUACAAGCAUCACGACGACAAGCCGCUCUUCUCGACCUUCGAGGGCGGCCAGAAUGCCGACGUCUGGAAGGACGUCAGGCACAACGCGCAGUCGGACUUCUUCUUCAUCCCCGACUGGUCCUCGCUGGGGAUCGAGGCCGCAUCCAGCAGCCCCGUCAUCGACGGCCUGAUGAGUUGGCAUGCAUGGCCCGCCGGCGCACACGAUAUGAACACCACGCUGGACGAGGAGUACAUCGCGGCGCUGGACGGGCGGCCGUACAUCAUGCCGGUCUCGCCGUGGUUCUACACGAACCUGCCGGUGUUCCACAAGAACUGGGCCUGGCGCGGGGACGACCUCUGGUUCGACCGCUGGCAGCAGGUGCUCGAGCUGGCGCCCGAGUAUGUUGAGAUCAUCACCUGGAACGACUACGGCGAGUCGCACUACAUCGGCCCCAUGCACGAGGACGACCUGGGGAUUUUUGCGGUGGGGGAUGCGCCCUUCAACUAUGCCGAGGGGAUGCCGCAUGAUGGCUGGCGGGAGUUUCUGCCGUAUGUGAUUGAUUUGUAUAAGAGUGGGGGGCAGAAUGCGAGUUUUGACAAGGAGGGGGUGGUCUCGUGGUUCCGGCUCAAUCCGGGCUCUGCGUGUAUGAGUGGGAAGACCACGCCGGGGCAGCUGAGUGUCGAAGGGACGAACACGACCAGCCCGAGGACCAUCAUGCAGGAUAGGAUCUUCUACUCGGCGUUGCUGGAGUCGGCGGCCGACGUGACGGUGAGUAUUGGCGGGGCUAGCAAGACUGGCAGCUGGUCGGAUACGCCCAGUGGCCAGAAAGGGCUGUAUCAUGGAAGUGUACCCAUUGACGGGAUGACGGGGGAGGUCCAGGUGACGCUAUCACGGUCUGGCGAGCAGAUUGCCCAGAUAAAGGGCGAGGUCAUCACUACCGACUGCCGGAAGAAUCAUGGAUACAACAACUGGAAUGCGUGGGUGGGGAGUGCAAUGGGCGAGAAGAAUGUGACAGCUGAAAAGACUUCAUCUAAUGACAAGGAAAAUGGCUCGCAGAGGUCCAGACCGGUGAUGACAUUGUUGCUGGGCUUGGUCUUGUUGGCGCUGGUGUGA